Messenger RNA from Spathaspora passalidarum NRRL Y-27907, 576 nucleotides. It is a transcript of the gene SYS1, whose product is annotated as Sys1p. Lineage: Eukaryota; Fungi; Ascomycota; Pichiomycetes; Serinales; Debaryomycetaceae. The record is from RefSeq and is a predicted model, not a curated record. Gene Ontology annotation, cellular component: Golgi membrane; trans-Golgi network. Gene Ontology annotation, biological process: Golgi to plasma membrane protein transport; Golgi to endosome transport; protein localization to Golgi apparatus. The transcript has a single exon. The coding region runs from base 1 to 576 and encodes 191 amino acids.
AUGAUAUUAUCAAGUGGAUAUUCGAAAUUAUUCAAUGGCUACCAGCCGAAUGAUAUCAACAAUCCUUCUAAAUUGCUUGUCCAAAUAGUCAUUCUUCAAUGCUUCUACUAUUUAUCAGCAUUGGUAAUGUUUGGUUUGUUUGCCUGGCUAAAUGGAUACGACUUUAAGAUAGAUUGGAUAUUCCUGUGGGAGUUAGUAGCUUCUGAUAAUGCUAUGGGACUAACCCUUUUCAUCCUUUGGCUAUUUGAUUCUUUAUUGUGUGUCUUAUUUGUCACCAUAAUUGUUGGCAGAUCAAAAUUAGCAUGGGAUUUUGCCAUCACUGUUCAUAUUAUAAAUUUAAUCGUGGUGUGGUCAUAUAGCGGGAAAUUCCCCACAUCCAUCCUUUGGUGGUGUUUACAAGUUUUGAGCGGAGUAAUAUUGGUAACUUUGUCAACAUAUUCAACCAGAUGGAAGGAGUUAAGAACCACGUUUUUUGAAAAUAUGUUAGAUCAACAGGAGUUAGGACAAGUUCAACAUACAAACAACGAGGAAUUUGAAAUGACAACUUUUCCAAAAGACAGUCUGAGUCGAGCCUAA